GGGGGCAGCGAGUAGGGAGCAGCCCACCACCCGCCAGCUCCUCACCUCAGCACUCUGUACGGCUUGGUGGAGAGGUCCAGGUCAAACCACACCAGCUUGCUGUCGUAGCUGCCACAGAUGACGUUGUCGCCUGGGGAAAGAGGCGGUGGUAGGGACCUGGUGGCCCCCUCACCUGCCCCCCCCCCAACCAGGGCGGCCCCUCACCUGCCGGGUGCACUGCCAGGCUGGACACCCACUUGCAGUUGGGCGUCAGCUUCUUGGUGAGCUCCUGGCGCAGCAGGUGGUAGAGGCGGACGCUGCGCUGGGAAGCCACGAGCAGAAAGGGCCGCACGGGGUGGAAGGCCACGCACUGCACCUGACCGCGGCCGCGGCGGAAAGGGCUCUGGCUGCGGCGCCGGCUCAACUGGUGGAUUAGCACCUGGGUGUGGCCCGGGGUGGCCAGCACCACAGCCAUGUAGUCCCCACGACCGUGCCAGGUCACCUGCGUCACAGGCUGCAGGAAGGCGAGGUGGGCUGAGCCGCCCCGCCCCUCCCCCCGCCCUCCCCUCCCCCCGCCCUCCCCUCCCCCCGCCCUCCCCUCCCCCCGCCCUCCCCCAUAGCCCCCACACCUUGCCGUGGCAGAUGCGCAGCCGCAGGCCGCCCCGGCGCUCCUCCUCUGAGGCUUCCAGCCAGUGGGCGGGCUGCGCAGCGGGCUCCGCGGGCGGGGUGAAGGCGCUCAGCAGCUGGUCCGUGCUGCCCACCACCAGCCGGUCCCCAAGGGCCGGGUUCAGCAGCAGCACUGUGUCCUCCCUGCGGCCAGAGCCCGGUGAAGGCCCCCAGGCAUAGGACCGCCCCCGCCUGCCCGGGCACCCCGGGCCUCAUACUCACACUGCCACGGCCACCAGGCAGACGGUAGGGCAGGGGUUCCAGGCGACACUCUUCACCACGCCCCCCGCGGGCACAGUCCUCACGCAGCGGGCGGAGGCCACCUCCCAGAGCCGCACCGAGCCAUCGUCUGAGCCUGGGCACAGCGGAUGGGGUCUCAGCACCCGGCCCCCAGCCCAGCCCCCACGGCAGGGCUGCCCCACCCGAGGCCCACCUGAUGCCAGCCACUGGCCACCCGGGGAGACACUGAGGCAGCGGACGAGGUCGCUGUGGCCCCUGUAGACCUGCAGAGAAGGGGCGGUGAGGGACGGAGCCCCGGAGCUGUGUGCUCCCGGCCGCCCCGCCCUGUCUGCUCACCAGGGCCUGGCACGUGGGGAAAGGCUGCAGGUCGCGUGGCCGGGGCAGUCUGGGGAUGAGGUCCUCAGGGUCCACGUUCACCUGGGAGAGGAGCACGCGGGGUCAGCUGCGUCCACCCCCCACUCCCCGCCCCCGCCCGGGAGCCCCUCCCCCCCGCACACCCUCAUCUUGCGCUGCCGUGGGCACAGGUAGAGGUCAAGGCAGCGCUCGAAGCGCUCCUGGAGGAAGCGGCCGUACGCGGGCACAGCCCGCAGGCUCGGGAACCGGCGCGGCAGGAAGUGGAGGCUCCUCUCGUCGGGCUUUCGCUGCUCCCAGGCCAUGCGCUGUGAAGGCAGGAGGACGGGAUAAAGCUGCGCUUGUCAGCAGGCCGGUUGGUCACCGGGUGCAUCAUGACGUCCCCACUGAAGAAGUCCACAGCCGGCUGGGGGGAUGAGCACAGGGGUGUGGGCCCGGGUCCUGCAGGUGCCCCCAGACCCUGGGGCCAGCGGCUGCCCCUUACCUCGUACGGGUUGAAGCUCACAUCCCCAAACUGGCCCCUCUGCAGUCGCCGCACCAGGGCCACCUGUUCAUCUGUCAGCUGCACGCUGUGCCCCGUCAUCCGGUCCUGCACCGUACGCCUAGGGGCUGCCCGUCAGAGCCGAGGCCCCGCCCCAGCCCGCCCCGCCCCAGCCCGCCGGCCCUGUCCCACCCCACAGUCCCCGCCCCACGCCCGCACCAGUAGUCAGGGUUGUCCAUCUUGUCCAGAAACUGGUCCAGCUCGUCAGGGGUGCGCAGGGGCUUAUAGAUGCGCCUGCCGUCCAGGUCGUAGCCCACGUGGGGGAAGUCAUCGUACCACUCCAAGGGCACAUUGCCCACCGUGUUCCGGAUGUCCUGGGGCAGGAGGCCAGCGUAUCAGCACUGGACACCCACUGGGCCCACCCGUCCCUCCAAACCCCCCAAAAGAUACAGACGAGGGGGAAAGCCCGGGACGCACACGUGCGCGCGGCGCCGCAGCCGCCACCGCGGGAGCCCUGAGACCCCGCGCCCUCCUGGCCUGGGCGGCGGCGGCGGCGGCGGCAUGCACGGCGCGCGGCGGAGCUGACGGCGGCCGCCGGCCCCAUGUCUUUCGCGAUGCUGCGCUCGGCACCGCCCGGCCGCUACCUGUACCCCGAGGUGAGCCCGCUGUCGGAGGACGAGGACCGCGGCAGCGAGAGUUCGGGCUCCGACGAGAAGCCCUGCCGCGUGCACGCGGCGCGCUGCGGCCUCCAGGGCGCCCGGAGACGGGCCGGGGGCCGGCGGGCGGGGGGCGGCGGCCCGGGGCCUGGGGGGCGGCCGGGCCGCGAGCCCCGACAGCGGCACACGGCGAACGCGCGCGAGCGGGACCGGACGAACAGCGUGAACACGGCCUUCACGGCGCUGCGCACGCUCAUCCCCACCGAGCCGGCCGACCGCAAGCUCUCCAAGAUCGAGACCCUGCGCCUGGCCUCCAGCUACAUCUCGCACCUGGGCAACGUGUUGCUGGUGGGUGAGGCCUGCGGCGACGGGCAACCCUGCCACUCGGGGCCCGCCUUCUUCCACGCGGCGCGCUCGGGCAGCCCUCCACCCCCGCCGCCGCCCCCGCCCCCUGCCCGCGACGGCGAGAACGCCCAGCCCAAACAGAUCUGCACCUUCUGCCUCAGCAACCAGAGAAAGUUGAGCAAGGACCGAGACAGAAAGACGGCGAUUCGGAGUUAGAGGCGGAUGCUGCUGGGCCAUCCACGGAGAGCCCCCAUGGACCUGACUCGGGCACAGGCCUCCCUGAGGGCACCCCCCAGGCCAGCCCUGCCCCAGCUGUGAGCAGGGCCGAUGGACAGACAGGCGGUGGGACUCGGAGCUGGCCCAGCACUUGCCCAGCCCCACUGGAACUUUCCGUGCUGGCUCCCAACCUGGUUUUCUUCUGGUCACUAUGUGCUGGCAUCUUGUGUCUUUGAUAUGAUAAUAUAAAGUCUGGAAACUUUGUAUAAUUAAAAAC
Eubalaena glacialis (North Atlantic right whale) is the source of this 3211-nucleotide messenger RNA. RefSeq names its product scleraxis bHLH transcription factor (gene SCX). Bases 2320 to 2934 code for a protein of 204 amino acids. NCBI's taxonomy places the organism in Eukaryota, Metazoa, Chordata, Mammalia, Artiodactyla, Balaenidae. The transcript is spliced from 4 exons. Gene Ontology annotation, biological process: regulation of transcription by RNA polymerase II; developmental process. The record is from RefSeq and is a predicted model, not a curated record. Gene Ontology annotation, molecular function: RNA polymerase II transcription regulatory region sequence-specific DNA binding; DNA-binding transcription factor activity, RNA polymerase II-specific; protein dimerization activity.